AUGUGCUCGGUGAAGCACCUGACCCUCCAUUCUAGGAUUGUGCGCUGCAGGCGAAGCCGAGCAGCACGUGUGCCACUGACAGGGAAGAACCUGACCAGGGUCUGUCCUUACGACAUCAUGAAACACGGCUCCGGCCUCAAGGCCUGGCAGCGCAUGAGGGGCCAGGUCCCCCAGAGACUCUGGUGCUCAGAGACUAGAAAUGAAGAUCUAACCCAGGCCCAGGCCGUGAGGUACCUGCUGGAGGAUUAUCCCACCAAAGCCAUAACCAGGGUGACGGUGACAGAGCUUCAGAGGCAGGACUUGGGGCUGAACCAGUGUGUGAUCGACCUGUCUUCUCAGGACCUCAUCGUCCCGUACCGUCCGACUCAGCUGCCUGCAGAGCCCGCCCCCUGGGCCACCCACUUCCCCAACCAAGGCGUUGACCUUGUCCAGAUCUUCCAGCCCAGAGACUCUGGGAAGCUGGGGUGGAGUCAGACUCAGCUUCUGAUUCCCUCCCUGCUGAGGGCUCCCCAUUUUCUCUUCUUCACCACUGUCAGAAACAGCUUGGGAGUGACAUGGCCUCGGGGGACCCACACCUGCUGCUGCUGCCUGUGCUGCUGGUGCUCCUGGCCUCGGUCACCUGUGCCUGAGGAACUUCACCAAGUGCCUGGACACUCUCUGUGAUGCAAGUACUCGCCCAAGAGAGGGCCCUAUCAGCCCAACGCCUGGUGUCAGCAGACGGAUCCAGAUUCGUGUACCAUAGUAGUCUCCAGUUCCAAGCCCCGCACAGCAGCUCAGAACUCUCGACGCACCAUCUGGGACGAGCCCGACGCUGGCUUCUUCAACGUCACCGUGAUUCAGCUGGAGGAGAUGAACUCAGGGAUGUCCUGGCAUGGAACUGACAACUCUUCCCACAAGGUGAUGACUGUUCUCAGAAAAUUAGACUGGUGGUGUCUCCAGAGACGGGCUCUCACAUCUGUUCCGCCCUGCCGAUCCUGGCCCCAACUGCUGGGAAGAUACACCCAGAGGUCCCCGGACAGUUUCACUGACCCUCGAUGGUUGUUUUCUACUUUUUUUUCCUGUUUGGCCCCCACCACUUCUCCUGUGUGGACCCUCACCUGGCUCCCAACAAGGACAGUUCUGAUCAUUUCCCCAGAGGGGACCUCUGGCCGUCCUUCUGUCAAUGGCUCUGAGACCAGAAAAUCGAAUGCCCCCCUCUGCCUUGGCUCUGCUGCCCCCGGACUCCUGGUCUCUGUGCUGUGUGGACUCCUCGUGGCCAAGCGGCUGGUGCUGUGAGUCCUGUCUGUGCUCCUGAGCUGCAGGCGCCGGGUCAUAGGAUACCAUGGGGACACCCUGAGGAGGCUUCUG
Molecule: messenger RNA, 1347 nt
Organism: Propithecus coquereli (Coquerel's sifaka)
Lineage: Eukaryota; Metazoa; Chordata; Mammalia; Primates; Indriidae
Gene: TREML4
Product: triggering receptor expressed on myeloid cells-like 4
Cellular component (GO): cell surface
Molecular function (GO): signaling receptor activity
Source: RefSeq, a predicted model, not a curated record